UGAUAAAGUGUUCCUUUGAGUGUCACCUAUGAAAGGGGUUAUGCGUUUUGGAAAGCGAGGAAAGCUAAGUCCAAGAUUUAUAGGUCCUUUUGAGAUAUUGGACAGAGUGGGACAGGUAGCUUAUCGACUGGCAUUGCCACCAGUAUUAGCUGAGACGCAUAAUGUGUUCCAUAUUUCUAUGCUACGAAAAUACGUGUCGGAUCCAUCACACGUGCUGAACUAUGAAAGAAUGGAGCUAAAGCAGGACUUGAGUUAUGAAGUGCGACCAGUUCGCAUUAUAGAGAGAGGAACGAAGGAGUUAAGGUCCAAAAGUAUUCCUCUAGUAAAAGUUCUGUGGAGCAACCGUUCAGAAAGGGAGGCAACGUGGGAAAUGGAGGGAGACAUGAAAGAACAGUACCCCGAACUUUUUGAUAAGUAAGCCUGUAAGCUUUCGGUGACAAGUUGAGUCUGGGCAGCAUGGGGUGUAUCUCGUGUGAUCAUGUAACUGCGUGUGGUCUUGGCCAUCUUCCGCUGAAAGUUUUUUUUUAAUUUAUUAAACUUAUCGAGGUUGUUGUCGUUUAAAUUUUCUAUUACUUUUCCCUAAGUGGUAAUACUUUAUUUUCAACUGGGUACCCAUGUUUUGAAAAGUGUUUUUUUUAAAAAAAAAAAU
Messenger RNA from Cannabis sativa, 649 nucleotides. RefSeq lists its product as uncharacterized. The record is from RefSeq and is a predicted model, not a curated record. Lineage: Eukaryota; Viridiplantae; Streptophyta; Magnoliopsida; Rosales; Cannabaceae. Bases 29 to 418 code for a protein of 129 amino acids. The transcript is spliced from 2 exons.